AUGGUAUCUUUACCAGAUAUGUCCAGGCGAAUCUCAGAGCUCGAUGGCGUCAGACCUGAAGAUCUCGGCGGUGACAUUUUCUCUCAUUUGCUGUCGACUCAUGACAGUCAUUCUGGAGAGAGGUUGAAUGCCGAGGAGAUCCAAUCCGAGUGUCAACUUCUUUCGGUUGCAGGUAAGUCCAGAGCGCAACCCCCAAGAGUCGACAGAAAUAGCUCAUUCCUUCCCUGCGAAGGCUUCGACACAGUAUCAUCUGCAUCAUGCGCGACAAUUUUCUACCUCGCCCACUACCCACAUGCCCAUACUCGUCUGGUAAAUGAAAUCCGGAUCAAGUUCCCAUCAAGUGCAGACAUCGAGCCAGGCGAGAAGCUGAAGGGAUGCGAGUACCUCAAUGCGUGCAUCGACGAGUCUUUGCGAAUAUCACCCCCAUUUUGCACAUUUGCCCCGAGAGAGGUGGAGGAGGGAGGCGAAAACAUUGAUGGAAACUUGAUCCCCGAGGGAUAUGCUGUGGGGGCAUCUGUUUAUGCGAUUCAACGCAGCCCAGAAUACUUCCCUCAACCUAAUGUGUAUCUUGCAGAGCCGUGGUUAACGACCAAGGAUAGUUCACCCCAUUCGGCCUUUGUGCCAUUUUCCAUGGGGCCCAGAGCCUGCAUUGGAAGGUUGAUGGCCAUUUCGGAGCUCCAGACUACAAUUGCCCUCUUUGUGUGGACGUUCGAUUUCAAGCUUGCUGAUGGAGAUCAUGAAGUUUAG
Penicillium alfredii is the source of this 747-nucleotide messenger RNA. RefSeq names its product cytochrome P450. NCBI's taxonomy places the organism in Eukaryota, Fungi, Ascomycota, Eurotiomycetes, Eurotiales, Aspergillaceae. Gene Ontology annotation, molecular function: monooxygenase activity; heme binding; iron ion binding. The coding region runs from base 1 to 747 and encodes 248 amino acids. The transcript is spliced from 2 exons. The record is from RefSeq and is a predicted model, not a curated record.